Messenger RNA from Rhinopithecus roxellana (golden snub-nosed monkey), 4558 nucleotides. Its product is annotated as mediator complex subunit 12L. The coding region runs from base 345 to 4271 and encodes 1308 amino acids. The transcript has 29 exons. Gene Ontology annotation, cellular component: mediator complex. Gene Ontology annotation, biological process: regulation of transcription by RNA polymerase II. Gene Ontology annotation, molecular function: transcription coactivator activity; beta-catenin binding. NCBI's taxonomy places the organism in Eukaryota, Metazoa, Chordata, Mammalia, Primates, Cercopithecidae. The record is from RefSeq and is a predicted model, not a curated record.
AAUGUAACCAGCGCACAAUCCUUCUCUAUGGAGUCGGCAAAGAGCGUGAUGAAGCAAGGCAUCAGCUGAAGAAGAUUACCAAAGAUAUCCUGAAAAUUCUAAACAAGAAGAGCACCACAGAGACAGGGGUUGGGGACGAAGGACAAAAAGCCAGGAAGAACAAACAAGAGACAUUUCCAACACUGGAAACUGUGUUCACUAAACUCCAGCUUCUUUCGUAUUUUGAUCAACAUCAAGUGACAUCUCAGAUUUCUAACAAUGUGCUAGAACAAAUCACAAGCUUUGCAUCGGGAACAUCCUAUCAUCUCCCUUUGGCUCACCACAUUCAGCUCAUCUUUGAUCUCAUGGAGCCAGCACUGAACAUCAAUGGACUAAUUGACUUCGCAAUACAGUUACUAAAUGAACUGAGUGUUGUGGAAGCUGAACUGCUCCUAAAAUCCUCCAGCCUGGCAGGAAGUUAUACAACAGGACUGUGUGUCUGCAUCGUGGCUGUUCUCAGGCGCUAUCACAGUUGUCUGAUCUUGAAUCCUGAUCAGACAGCCCAGGUGUUUGAAGGGUUGUGUGGUGUGGUCAAGCAUGUCGUAAACCCCUCAGAAUGUUCUUCCCCUGAAAGAUGCAUCUUAGCCUACCUCUAUGAUCUCUAUGUGUCAUGUAGCCACCUCAGAAGUAAAUUUGGAGACCUCUUCAGUGCCUGUUCAAAAGUAAAGCAAACCAUAUAUAAUAAUGUGAUGCCUGCAAACUCGAACUUGCGUUGGGAUCCGGACUUCAUGAUGGAUUUUAUUGAGAAUCCCUCAGCCCGUAGCAUCAACUACUCAAUGCUGGGCAAGAUCCUCAGUGACAAUGCGGCCAAUCGCUACAGCUUUGUCUGCAAUACACUCAUGAAUGUAUGUAUGGGCCAUCAGGAUGCUGGCAGGAUUAACGACAUAGCCAAUUUCUCCUCCGAGCUUACGGCUUGCUGCACUGUUCUUAGUUCAGAAUGGCUGGGGGUUCUGAAGGCUCUUUGUUGUUCUUCAAAUCACGUGUGGGGGUUUAAUGAUGUACUUUGCACUGUAGAUGUGAGUGACCUUUCAUUCCAUGAUUCAUUAGCUACUUUCAUUGCUAUUCUGAUAGCACGACAGUGUUUUUCCCUGGAGGACGUCGUGCAGCAUGUCGCACUUCCCUCUCUUCUAGCGGCAGCUUGUGGAGAUGCGGACGCUGAGCCCGGGGCGAGAAUGACAUGCCGACUCCUGCUUCAUCUCUUCCGAGCUCCCCAGGCCUGCUUCUUACCUCAAGCAACGGGCAAACCUUUCCCCGGAAUAAGAUCAUCUUGUGAUAGACACCUCUUAGCCGCUGCUCACAACAGCAUUGAAGUGGGAGCUGUGUUUGCUGUCUUAAAAGCAAUUAUGAUGCUUGGAGAUGCCAAAAUUGGCAAUAACAGUGUCAGCUCUUUAAAGAAUGAUGACUUCACCAUGAGAGGUUUGCGAUGUGAUGGGAAUGCUGAUGAUAUUUGGACUGCCUCACAAAAUCCAAAAUCCUGUGGGAAAAGCAUUUCCAUUGAAACUGCCAAUUUAAGAGAAUACGCUAGAUACGUACUAAGGACUAUCUGUCAACAGGAAUGGGUAGGAGAGCAUUGCUUAAAAGAACCUGAAAGAUUAUGUACAGACAAAGAACUUAUAUUGGACCCUGUGCUUUCAAAUAUGCAAGCACAGAAAUUACUGCAGCUUAUCUGUUAUCCUCAUGGCAUUAAAGAAUGUACCGAGGGGGACAACCUGCAAAGACAGCACAUUAAGCGUAUUCUUCAGAAUCUUGAGCAGUGGACACUGAGACAGUCCUGGUUAGAACUCCAGCUAAUGAUCAAACAGUGCUUGAAGGACCCUGGCUCUGGUUCUGUGGCCGAAAUGAACAACUUACUGGACAAUAUUGCAAAGGCAACAAUAGAGGUAUUCCAGCAGUCUGCGGACCUAAAUAAUUCUUCUAAUUCUGGCAUGAGCCUCUUCAACCCAAACAGUAUUGGAAGUGCUGAUACAGGUAGCACAAGACAGAAUGGAAUAAAGACAUUCCUAAGUUCCUCCGAACGCAGGGGCGUAUGGUUGGUGGCCCCCCUCAUUGCCAGGCUGCCAACUUCUGUGCAAGGAAGAGUGCUGAAAGCUGCUGGGGAAGAGCUGGAGAAGGGACAGCACUUGGGUUCUUCUUCCAAAAAGGAAAGGGACAGACAGAAACAGAAAAGUAUGUCUCUUUUGAGUCAACAACCCUUCCUCUCACUGGUACUUACCUGCCUUAAGGGACAAGAUGAACAAAGGGAAGGCCUCCUAACAUCUCUCCAAAAUCAAGUUAACCAGAUUUUAAGUAACUGGAGAGAAGAACGAUACCAAGAUGACAUAAAAGCGCGGCAGAUGAUGCACGAAGCAUUGCAACUCCGCCUAAAUUUGGUAGGAGGAAUGUUUGACACGGUGCAGAGGAGCACCCAGUGGACUACAGACUGGGCCCUCCUACUCCUUCAGAUCAUUACAUCAGGAACUGUUGACAUGCACACUAAUAAUGAAUUAUUCACAACAGUUCUUGACAUGCUGGGUGUUUUAAUCAAUGGAACAUUAGCCUCUGACCUAUCAAAUGCAUCCCCAGGGGGAUCUGAAGAGAAUAAGCGUGCAUACAUGAAUUUAGUAAAGAAACUGAAAAAAGAGCUAGGAGACAAGCGAUCAGAAAGUAUUGACAAAGUUCGACAGUUACUACCUUUGCCGAAACAGACAUGUGAUGUCAUCACUUGUGAACCUAUGGGUUCCUUGAUUGACACAAAAGGAAACAAAAUUGCUGGAUUUGACUCUAUAGAUAAAAAACAGGGUCUCCAGGUCUCUACGAAGCAGAAGGUGUCCCCGUGGGACUUGUUUGAGGGUCAGAAGAACCCAGCUCCUCUGUCCUGGGCCUGGUUUGGGACAGUCCGAGUGGACCGAAGAGUGAUCAAGUAUGAGGAGCAGCAUCACCUCCUGCUGUAUCACACACACCCCAUGCCCAAGCCCCGCAGCUACUACCUCCAGCCACUGCCCCUGCCUCCUGAGGAGGAAGAGGAAGAGCCCACAUCUCCAGUUUCUCAGGAACCAGAAAGGAAGUCAGCUGAGCUGUCAGAUCAGGGAAAAACCACAACAGAUGAAGAAAAGAAAACAAAGGGAAGGAAGCGCAAGACAAAAUCUAGCUCAAGAGUUGAUGAAUAUCCACAGAGCAACAUAUACCGAGUGCCUCCUAAUUACUCGCCUAUCUCCUCCCAAAUGAUGCACCAUCCACAGUCCACCUUGUGGGGUUACAACCUCGUGGGCCAGCCCCAGCAGCCCGGCUUUUUCCUUCAGAACCAAUCUCUUACUCCAGGUGGCUCCAGAUUGGACCCUGCAGGCUCCUUUGUCCCAACCAACACCAAACAAGCUCUGUCAAACAUGCUACAGCGGCGCUCGGGCGCCAUGAUGCAGCCGCCUUCUCUUCAUGCAAUCACAUCGCAGCAGCAAUUGAUACAGAUGAAGCUUCUGCAGCAGCAGCAGCAACAGCGGCUUCUCAGGCAAGCCCAGACUCGGCCUUUCCAACAGGGCCAGCCGGGGGACCAGGCUGCUCUCUUUGCUGCACAAGCACGGCCCUCCCCUCAGCUCCCUCAAUAUCCAGGGCUGCAGCAAGCACAGACCAUGCCCCAGGGCUAUACAAUGUACGGGACACAGAUGCCUUUGCAGCAGACAUCGCAGCAGCAGGCUGGCAGUGUGGUCUUGUCUCCCAGCUAUAACUCCAGAGCCUAUCCAGCCGCACAUUCCAACCCUGUGCUAAUGGAAAGACUCAGACAGAUUCAGCAGCAGCCGAGUGGCUAUGUUCAGCAGCAGGCCUCGCCGUACCUGCAGCCCCUGACUGGCUCUCAGAGACUGAACCAUCAGGCUCUACAGCAGAGCCCUCUGGUGGGCGGGGGAAUUGAUGCUGUGCUGACUUCUGCACAUCCAAACCUUCCCUCCGUGCCCCUGCCUCAGGAUCCCAUGAGACCCAGACAGCCGCAAGUACGACAGCAGCAGAGACUCCUCCAGAUGCAGCAGCCCCAGCAGCCCCAGCCCCAGCAGGCUCCCCAGCCCCAGCAGUCCUCGCAGCCCCAGAGUCAAACCCUUGGUCUCCAAGCAAUGCAGCCCCAGCAGCCCUUGUUUCCCAGGCAAGGCUUGCAGCAGACCCAGCAGCAGCAGCAGACGGCCGCCUUGGUGCGGCAGCUCCAGAAGCAGCUUUCAAGCAACCAGCCACAGCAAGGAGUGACUCCAUAUGGGCAUCCUUCACACUUCUGAAUCUGCAAGAGGAGAAGACAUGAUGUUUUAUGUUUGCACUGAAAAACAGAAAAUCAAAUUUAAUGCAUUAGUCAUCUUAAAAAUGUCCCUUUGUUUUAUCAUUUCUUUGACAUUUUACUGUAUUGUAUGCUACAUCUCACACACAUACCCAAAAAAAAAGGUGUUUAAACAAAAAUCCAAGGAGAAGUUAUGGUUUGAUUUUGUUGAACUCACCUUUAAAGUAGGUUUACAAAUGUGAACCAUGCAGGCAGGCCUACUCCCGGAAGAGUGUGCUAGCAGACCUUUUG